Molecule: messenger RNA, 1074 nt
Organism: Vitis vinifera (wine grape)
Lineage: Eukaryota; Viridiplantae; Streptophyta; Magnoliopsida; Vitales; Vitaceae
Exons: 6
Coding region: 200-760 (186 amino acids)
Source: RefSeq, a predicted model, not a curated record
GGGCCCUCGACAAAAACCCAAUGGAGCUUCGAUGACAACGAUGUUGGGCCUCAGCUCUGGUCCGUUUCAUAUACACAUUCGCCUUCAUCUCUUCAAACAGCCCCACUCUCUCCACUGCGGAAGAGCAGAGCAGAUUCAAACUAUUCAUUCUACGUAAUCAAUCAUAGUGUAAAGUUUUGUUCGAUUGAAUUGCUUGGAAAUGGAUGCGGGUUCGAAUGGGGAGGAGCCCGUGUCGUGGGAUGAACUCUACAACAUAAAUUUGAUGCCUUCGGAGUUGUUUUUGAAGUUUAGAAAAGAGGUUCAAGGGGUGCGGGUUGGACUCAACUUGGAGUUCUAUAAUGCUCCAGUGAAUGAGUACCAGGCAAAGCUGGUGUUGAAGCCUCUAUCCCCAGAUCGGAGGUGGAAGUUCAUAUACGAGCCUGUACAUCAUGAUGUGCAUAUUCUUUCCAAAAAGAUCCCCAUAACCAAAUUUCUGAAUCUCCAGGUUGGCGUAGGUCAUAGUUUUCAGUUGCACACAACUGGUUGGAAAUGGAAGCUUACUACAUGUUUGGGUGGAAAUGGCAUAUCUAGGAUUCGUAAUAAGACAUCACUUGGCUUGUUCCCUGGCCUGGAUUUUCGAUUUGGGUGGACGGCUGAUUAUGUUCUUCCAGAAAUUACCGGAGCUGUCGGCACUGGUGAACCAUUGUUCAACAUGAAUUCAGGACGGUUGCAAGCAUCAUUAGAUAGAGUUGAGGCCAUUUUAACCCAUACAUCAUCAUAAAUAAUAAUUGUCAAAAGAACCAGGUAUGCAAAGAACCAGAUGAUCAGGUAGGAACUCAAAAACAAAGCAACUGCUAUUGGAAAUACUCCAUGCGCACAAAAAGGGUUGCUAUCAUAAUCACUGCUGGAGUCGCAAUCCUUUACUACGCCCUAUGGUCCCUCGACAUGGAAUUGUAUUGCCAUUGAUGGGGAUGUGCACAAGCAGAAGAGUCAUCAAAUCAAACAUUGUCUUGCUAUGUGUUGAGCAUUUCCCGCUAUGAAACAGAUCCAUGUAUUUAAUUAGCUUUACAUUUGAGUUUGUUUUGUCCUUGUUCA